UUUGAGGAAGUGAGUGACACGCGUGGGGUGUGUCCACAACACUCGCGUCAGGACUACAUCUUACAGCUCUCAGUCUCUCAGUGUGAUCGAGAUGAAUUAAAGAAACUCUGGAAAACACACACGACUGGACUGAACAUCAGCUCACACUUCAGAUCAUAUGGAAAUACCAGAGUAAAGCGUUCACUCUUCACACACAUGGAGCAGGUCCAGGGCUGAUUGAGUGGAUCUGCGGAUGACGACGUAUGUGGAGAUGUCUGGAGAUUUGAGGAGCAGCAGCAGGAGCACAGUGAAGAUCCUCAAGGUGUGUUUCAUCAGCAACAGCGCAAACCUCGGCAAGAACUUCAAACUGGUCAAAUGUGAAAGUUCCUGGAACAUCAGGAGCAUUAUCAAGGCCAUCCUGGACAGCGGGCGUCUCGGGCCAAACAUCCAGUGUUUUGAAUGCUAUGGUUUAAUGCUGAAGCACCUGAAAUCAGACGAGGUCCACUGGCUGCAUCCCAAACUCACCGUAGCAGAGGUGGAGCAGAAAUAUGAACAGCAGCACGUCGAGGCAGAGUGGAGAUAUGAUUUGAGGAUUCGUUAUAUUCCUGCUGAUUUUCUGGAGAAGUUAAAAAAUGACAAAACCACAAUGCUGUACUUCUACCAGCAGGUUCGUGCCGAUUACAUGCAGCAUAACGCCAGAAGAGUCAGCGACGGGAUGGCCCUGCAGCUCGGCUGUCUGGAGAUCAGGAGGUUUUAUAAAGACAUGAAUGCGAGUGGCCUGGAGAAAAAAUCCAACUUUGAGCUGCUGGAGAAAGAUGUGGGCCUGGAUUUGUUCUUUCCUCCAGAAUUAAUCGACAGUAUGAAGCCAAAGCAUCUGAGGAAAAUGAUCCAGCAGACGUUUCUGCAGUUCGCAAUGCUGAAGGAGGAGCAGUGCAUCAUCAAGUUCUUCGAGACGUUAUCUGUCUUUUCCAGUUUUGAUGAAGAGGUUUUUCCUUGUGAGCUGGUGCAAGGAUGGAGCGUCUCUGUCGAUCUUGUCAUUGGACCCAAAGGUAUCCGUCAACGCACUGAUAAAAGCUCUGUGCCGGUCUCUCUUGCCACAUUUUCACAAAUUCGGAGUAUUAAAUGCACACAUCAGAAUGACGGGAAGGCACUGUUGCAUAUUACUAUAGAAGGAGCUAAACAGCCUUUGUCCAUCAGCACAGCGUCUUUGGCCCUCGCUGAGAACAUGGCAGACUUAAUCGAUGGCUACUGUCGUUUGGAGCACGGAAACGAAAAGACUUUAAUAGUUUGGCCCAAUAAAGACAGAGAAUCCAGAAACUCUCUACCUCCAUUACCCGGCAGCAGUAUGGAGAAUACCACAUCUCACAAGGAAGGCAAAAAUUCAGAUAUUUAUGCAGAGAUACCUGAAGAAAAACCACUUGCAACAUGUAAAUUCAGCAUCUCACGAAAUGACAUUGUGCUCGGCCGGAUUCUGGGUGAAGGUUUCUUCGGUGAGGUGCAUGAUGGGAUCUAUAAAAGCAAGUCGGGUGAGCAAGUGAACGUGGCUGUGAAAACCUGCAAGGACUGUUCAGCUGAUGUGAAGGAGAAGUUCAUGAGUGAAGCUUUGAUUAUGAAGAAACUGGACCAUCCACACAUUGUGAGGCUCAUAGGAGUCAUUGAAGAAGAUCCUGUGUGGAUCGUGAUGGAGCUUUACCCAUUUGGAGAGCUGGAAAAUUAUCUGAAGGAUAACCAGAACAAACUAACCAACGUCACUCUGAUCCUGUACAGCCUGCAGAUCAGCAAAGCUCUGGCUUACCUCGAGGGAGUUAACAUGGUACACAGAGAUAUAGCUGUGAGAAACGUGCUGGUGGCCAAAGUAGACUGUGUGAAGCUGGGAGACUUCGGCUUGUCCAGAUACAUCGAGGAAGAGGAGUAUUAUAAAGCCUCGGUGACUCGAUUACCUAUCAAAUGGAUGGCUCCAGAGUCAAUCAACUUCAGACGCUUCACCUCCGCCAGUGAUGUCUGGAUGUUUGCUGUGUGUAUGUGGGAGAUCAUGAGCGGAGGUCAGCAGCCUUUCUUCUGGCUGGAGAAUAAAGAUGUGAUCAACCAGCUGGAGCAGGGCAUGCGUCUGCCCAAACCUGAGCACUGCCCACCGACGCUGUACUCUCUGAUGACCCGCUGCUGGAGCUACAGCCCAAGAGACAGACCCAGCUUCACUGAGCUCGUCUGUAAACUCAGUGACGUUCAUAAAAUGGAGCAGGAAGUGGAGGUGGAAGAGCUGAGAUCCAGAUCUCGCUCCAUAAACAUAUCUGCAUUUCCUGACGCUCCACCAAAGCCAUCAAGAAUAAUGCCGCCAGGCUUCAGCACUCUGAAUCCACGGCUCAAUCUCCAGGCUCGGGGUUUUCAGGAGCCCAGCAGUAAGGCGGAUGCGCAGCGGCUGUGGGAUGUGGAGCGUCAGCAGAUGCAGGAGACGCUACGCAGACAGAAGCAGGAGAUGCUGGAGGACCAUCAGUGGCUGGAGAAAGAGGAGAAACUGCUGGUUCCGUUUGCUAAUGAAGACAUGAAAACUAAAGCGACCACAGAAAAUGACACUGGCCAAGUCUCCUCUCAGGGUCCUCCAGAGAAGCCACCGCGUGUUUCAGCUCAGCCAGCACCGACAGCAGAGCUGGACCGCACAGAUGACUUGGUCUACCAGAACGUGAUGGAAAUGGUGAAGGUGGUGGUGCAGCUGAAGAAUCAGGUCAACACUCUUCCAGCGUCAGAGUAUGUGAGUGUGGUAAAGUCUGUAGGAAUGACGCUGCGCAGUCUGAUCCACAGUGUAGACGACAUCCUGCCCUCGCUACAUGACUCUAUCAGGACAGAGAUUGAAGGCACACAGAAGCUGCUGAAUAAGGAUCUGGCGGAGCUGAUCAGUAAGAUGCGUUUGGCUCAGCAGAACUCCGUCACGUCUCUGAAAGACGAGUGUAAGAAGCAAAUGCUGGCGGCCGCUCACACACUCGCCAUGGACUCCAAAAACCUGCUGGACGCCGUCGAUCAAGCCAGAGUGCGAGCCAACACAGCCAGACCCGCCGCCUCAUAGAUCUCAAGCUCUGAUUGGAGGACAAACAGGUCGUUUUGUCCAAUCAGAUCAGCUGGCUUUAUUUAUGUUUCUGAAUGUUAAGAAAGCAGUGCUUUCAAAUGUGAAUUUUAUUUUGUUUACAAAUAUCUGCUAUUAAUUAUAUUAUUAGUGUGUGAGAUGCAAUAAAUGCUUAAGUUUUCAAAA
This is a messenger RNA of Danio aesculapii, 3220 nucleotides long. It is a transcript of the gene ptk2ba, whose product is annotated as protein tyrosine kinase 2 beta, a. The transcript has 31 exons. Bases 233 to 3037 code for a protein of 934 amino acids. Gene Ontology annotation, biological process: signal complex assembly; protein phosphorylation. Gene Ontology annotation, cellular component: focal adhesion; cytoskeleton. The record is from RefSeq and is a predicted model, not a curated record. Gene Ontology annotation, molecular function: protein tyrosine kinase activity; ATP binding. NCBI's taxonomy places the organism in Eukaryota, Metazoa, Chordata, Actinopteri, Cypriniformes, Danionidae.